Messenger RNA from Esox lucius (northern pike), 1677 nucleotides. RefSeq names its product cylindromatosis (turban tumor syndrome), b (gene cyld2). Gene Ontology annotation, cellular component: cytosol. Gene Ontology annotation, molecular function: K63-linked deubiquitinase activity; cysteine-type deubiquitinase activity. The record is from RefSeq and is a predicted model, not a curated record. The coding region runs from base 155 to 1579 and encodes 474 amino acids. Lineage: Eukaryota; Metazoa; Chordata; Actinopteri; Esociformes; Esocidae. Gene Ontology annotation, biological process: protein K63-linked deubiquitination. The transcript has 10 exons.
AUACUUCCUUAUUACGAACUACGGUUGCUGGAUUCACUUUUACCUUGAAGUCAUCGAAGAACUGUGUUACUUUGGAGUUACUGUUCUGGACAAAGAUAGUCACGUAACAACGGAUUUGCUUGUCAGCAGGGCCGCUGUGCAACUGAGAAAAAGGAUGGAGACAAAAACAGAAGGGAAGGAUCAGUUCUUUAUAGUAAUACGAGGGAAAGCGAGGAAAGGCUUCUCCAGGGGAUGCAUUGGCCGCGUGGAGGCGGUGACGCAGAACGGAGAGCUGAGUGGACUGCUGUACGGCGCCGGCAGCAGCGGCGCUAAUCCCAAGAGCGGGGGCAUGGUGAAGAGGGAGGACACAUACCCCCUCACCCGGCACCAGGCCCAGCUGCUGCUCUUCGUGUCCCCCUCCAACAAACGCCUGGAGCUGCUGUGCAACCCACAGCUUUUUUCGGCCAUCUGUCAGCUCUCUCAGGAUGACCUGGUGGUGAUCAAGCACAAGAUGGAACACCAGCCAGGCCUGGUUCGGAACCUGAUGUUGGUGGGUAAGAAGGACAGCCCAGGGGACCUGCUGAUGCUGGGCUUCGAGGUUGAGUUUGUGCAGGACUCUGAUCUGACAUUAUCUUCUAAGAAGCCAGCCCCUCUACCCCUGUUCAGUGCUGCAGACAUUGUCCAGGUUGUCCCAGCAUAUCUUAUCGACAUUGGCCCUCGCUGGAGAAACAGUCUUUCCGAGGGUCUGAACAGAAAGACGGUGUCCCGUAUCAACUCCAUGCCUAAUAUGAGAUCUCUUGAACGCCAAGUGGGAGAUAUUAAACGUAUAGACCAGAGUGUCACCCCAACCAAAUGCUUGUCACAACCCCCCAUAGAGGUGGGAUCUAUGGUGGAGGUGAUGUCCAACACUGGGAUCACUGUAUAUGGGGUGGUCCGCUGGAUGGGCGCCCUUUCAGAACAGAAACAGAACUGGGCCGGAAUUGAGCUGGACUAUGAGGUGAAGAAUUGCUCCAACGGGACGUAUGGAGGCCAGCGGUAUUUUACUUGCGAAGGGAGCAAGGCCUUGUUUGUGCCUGUCACGAUGUGCAGUCCAGAUGGAAGGUUCCUGCGUCCCCACUCUGAGGAGCGGGUCCUCCGACCCAAACUCCCCCCAGCAGUCACCUCCUUGGAGGAAACAGACGAAGACGUCCCCCCGGUUCCUGAAUCAGAGGCCCUGGCUUUACUUGUGGGCAAGAUGAAGGGUAUCCAGGGGCACUUCAACUCCUGUUACCUCGACGCCACUCUCUUCAGCCUUUUCAGCUCAUCCAUGAGCCUGGACAGUGUUUGUCAGAAGCCAGCUGACACAGAACGGAGCAUUGCUUGUUGUCUGAGGAAAGAUAUUGUCAACUGUUUGCGCAGACAAGGUUUUGUGCCUGCUGAGAGUGUGAUGAACUUCCGCAAGCAGCUGGGAUGUGACACAUUUGUAACAGAAGAAAAAGAUCCUGAAGAAUUUAUCACAGUUCUUCUACAGCGGGUACUUUGCAUGGAACCAUUACUUAAACUCAGGUCUAAAAAACAACACCACCCAGGAUGCCUACACAUUCCAGAUUAUUCUGGAUAAGGAGCAGGUGACACAGACUCCCACAGUCCAGCCAGCUGCUGGACACCUCCUUCGUGUCAUGUGGUGUCAGUGUCGAGGAGGUAAGUAAUACCUUGUGA